CGUUUAAUACUUCCAAUUCGUAAUAGAAAAAAAGGUGAACUUCUCCUCGAGUAUAUUAAAGAAUCUAAAGAUGGAAAUGUUGAAUGUAUUGAAUUAUGGGAUAUGGAUUUGGCGGAUUUACAUAGUGUAAAGAAUUUUGCUGAUAAGUUUAUUAAAGAGGUUGGAGAAUUACACUACUUAUGGAAUAAUGCUGGUACCUUUUGUACUGGAUUGGUGAGAACAAAAGACAAUUUUGAACAACAGUUCCAGGUUAAUCAUCUUUCUCACUUUCUUCUAACUUCCAUUCUACUUCCGACCAUAAAAAACUCGACAUCGAAGUCUCCGUGUAAAAUAAUUCACACAAGUUCAACAGCACAAAAACGUGGUAAAAUUGAUUUAGACAAUCUUAAUGGUGAAAAAUCUUGUGGCUUAUUGGAAUUAUAUUGUAACGCAAAGUUAUUGAAUGUUAUAUAUAGUAACGAACUUAACCGCCGCCUUAAAGGUUCAAACGUUACGUCCACAGCAUGCCAUCCAGGGUUUAUAUCAACAAACAUGAGUCCAAAUUCAAAUAUUAGUAAUUUUAUUAUGUUGUUCGCUAAAUCACCUGACAUUGGUGCAAUAAAUAUAAUGUACCCUGCAUUAGACCCGAACAUUGAUGAAGGUGGAAAGUAUUUUGAAGAUUGUAAAGAAAUAAAACCAAAUGAUCAGGCAUUAGACGAAGAUUUGACUAAAAAGUUUUGGGAAAAGAGUGAAGAAUUACUAAAUAAUUAUGACGCCAGUCUUUUAAAAUGA
Molecule: messenger RNA, 771 nt
Organism: Dentiscutata heterogama
Lineage: Eukaryota; Fungi; Glomeromycota; Glomeromycetes; Diversisporales; Gigasporaceae
Source: the annotation of a GenBank genome assembly